Molecule: messenger RNA, 19721 nt
Organism: Porites lobata
Lineage: Eukaryota; Metazoa; Cnidaria; Anthozoa; Scleractinia; Poritidae
Source: the annotation of a GenBank genome assembly
AUGGACAAGAUAGCAAAUGGGUCGCCAUCGCCUGGCGAAGUUCACGGUCAAGACUCUAUGUACAGCGACGGAGGGUACAUCGCACAAACAGAUUUGAACAACCAUUUUGAAGAAGACGCAGGAUUAGACUUGGAAGGCUAUCAGCCUACUUACGCUGAAGCUUUCCCUCCUCUUCCAAGCUCUCACAUUCAAACCUCUACCCAAAACGAUACCGGAUCAAAAUGGCGAACCGCGACUGGCCCAAUUCGGUCUUCCACAGUGACACAGGUAUAAAUAAUCUCGAAAUUUACUGAAACUGGUACGACCUAAAAACUAAAUAAGGGCUCGUUUAGACGCAAAUGCCAUUACUUAAUACUGUGAGCAUCUUUGUUCAUUAUAGUGAGAGAUAAUGGUUUGAUUUGGCGUCUUUGAAGAACUCCCUUCUAAUAUUCUUGAAUUAGCUAUCUUCCUAAAAAUGGAUACAUGGCUUUUCUCUCGUGGAAUUGUUUUUAUUUUCUCAUUUUUUUUCCGAGGAAGUUUUGUUAAGUGAAACUUUUCCCACGAAGACAUGUCGUUGACGUUUUUGCAUUUGGUGGCGAAUUAGGAACCGGUUUUCUCUUGUACACAAUCGAAUUUUUGCGUUUUAAUUGUUAGCGUGGCCACGUUUACAUGUGAGCCUCUUCCGGUCGAACUUCACACUGUUGUCGUGUUAGUGUGUCAUAUUAAGGAAUUGUUUCAGCAAAGUGUCCGCAGAAUAGUCUCACGUUCGACUUGUUUCUCCAUAAUUCAAGGGCGUUACACUCGUUAUCCAAGCAGUUAAGCACUAUUUCUCUUUUGUUAAACGUUGAUUAUUCGAGCAAGUCAAGUUUUCAGCCAUCUUCAGUAUCAAUAAUUCAGACAGUUGUAAAUUUCAUAUUCUUGCUUUUAUUUUCGACUUGGUAAAAUGUUGAUAUUCUUUGAUGAUACAAUUUUUUGGAAAAGGGAAUUUACUCUUGUUUUUUUUUUUUUUACUGAUAGAAGUUGAAGAAUAAAAGUUAAUAGUGUGACUUAUGACAUUUUACGUGGUGGUUCGCACUUUCUGAAUUCAAUAAGGUUUGCAAUUUUUAGUACGUUUUACCAAUAUCCGUUUGUGAGAUAUAUUGCUAUUCUUGAUCAUAUCUUAAACGAUUCUUUUUUAAUGAGUUAUAUCCUUUACAUGUUUUUUUUCCUUGCACGGGUUUAGAGAGCAUUAUCAUAAAAUCGAUUUGCAUUUUCGUUUUGUCGCUAUUUUACAAUACAAACGUCCCUAUUCAAAUUCGUGUCGUGUUACGACAUUGCUUAAAAAGCGCAGCAAUAUUCCAUCAAGCUGUCCCUCAGAAUAAACCCGGUCGUUUUAUAAUGAUAUUGAUAUCACCUCUAAAUGUGAAUUCUCUAAAGCUGAAAAAAAUAGAUGAUGAGUUUAAAAAUUCGGAUUUGGAAUUGUCGCUGGAAAUUAUGACUGUAGUCAUUUGUAACUUAAUAAUGUUUAUAUAUCGUGAAAACAAGAUGAAAACUACUUUGUCAUUCUCAUAACAUUGUCACAAGAUUUUUACUACUAAAAGGAUGUAGUCUGCGGACUUAUUUGUCCUAGCUUAACAACUUGAUAAUAUCUAAGAUGUGAAAAGUUCUGCUCAUACAAUAAUCAAACAGUUACUUGUCUGUUUAGACAUAAAUAUUUUUCUCACUUGUCUGUGAUGGAUUAAUAUGCAUGUUUUUCAUUUGCGGUAAAUACAACCCCACUACUCAGACUUCUGCGAGAAAAACUUGUGGUGAGCAUUAAAUUUACUGGAAACUUACUGAAAGGGAAAGUAAACCAGUUUGAACUAGCAGUGGGUCUGGAUUGAUUCCAACAAUACAGUAAAACCCCGGGAACUCAAACUCUGAAGGGAAACGAAACAGAGUUCGAGUUCGCGGGGAAUUUGAGUUAUCGGGGUAAAUUUCAGUGCAAUUUUGAUUAAGGGAAAGGAAACUUAGUUUGAGUUAGCGGGGAAUAUGAGUUAUUUGAGUUAGAGUUAUCAAGGUUCUACUGUAUUGAUAGAAAAUCAUGGUGAAAGGCUAUGAAAGUGAAUAAAAUGUCCUAAUGGAAAAUGCUGUGAUGUUUAAACAAAUCCUCUGAACUAAUAUUUUUAAGUAAUGUUUGUUGGUCAGUGUAGAAAAUUUGUAUCUGGAUAAUGGGUCACUUGAGUUCAAUUUAGCAGGAAUCUAUCUACUCCACUAUCUUACUGACACUAGAUUGUUCCAAUAUGAAAUCAAAGGAAGAUGUUUUGGUAGCAAAUUACAUCUAUCAAGCCCGUAGCUUGUAAAGAGUCAAACAUCCUUAACCCAAACUGGUGAUGUUAGUUAGUGCACUUUUUCUAAAAUAUGAUGUACUAGUUCUGUAAGUUUUUAAAAAUAUUUCUCUUGAAUUUUGCCUCACUAAGGGCCUACAGCCUUACAUCACCACUGUGGUAGAGAAAAAUUAACCAGUUACAUGUGCACAUGUUAAAGAGAUUUGCUUUUAGAUGCAUGUAGAACCACCUUUGCCCAUAAAGUCUACUUGCUCCAACCUGUAUGCAUAGAUGAUGUAAGAAAUCAUGAGUAUUAUGAGUGAUACAUUAGUAUAAAAUCAUCUUCAAUCCUGAAAGGUCCAGUAUUAGAAUACAAAUUCUCCCAAACUGGCCUCUCUCCAUUUCCUAUGAUACUAAUGGGGAGAAUUUGUGUAGAAAUUUAGACAUUAUUUUUAUUGUCGCUGAUCAUUUAAUGCACGUGUGAACUUUGAUGUUUUUGUCAAGUGACAAGCUGAGAGCUUGGGUGCAUUUGAUUAGGGAUUCUUCCAUUUAGAUCUCCUAACCAAGCUGCAAAGAAUGAUUUUGCAUCUAGAUCUUUUGAUUGAAAGCUUUUUUUGUUUGGCAAAAUCUGUCUUUGGAUUUUGUUUUCAAUAACUAGAUCAAACAAAUCCUGGAUAUCCCAGUCGAGCACACCUGGUGCACAUAAAUUUAUAGGGCUUGAACAAAUCUAAAAUUCUUCCUUGCUUUGAUAUAUUUUGUUUGCCUUGACAUAGUUUGCUUAAGUUUUCUCUUUUGAUAGAAGAUAACUUGUCUGAGAUCUUGUUCAUCCAGAGAUUAAGGGGGAAAAUUUACUUGUUUUCUACUUUAAAUUGUUAAAAUAACUGAGGCUGCAAUUGUGGCAGUUAGACAAGGUUUACAAAAGUAAUUUUAUUUGUUGAACAUUAUAUAGUAUUCUUCUUCAAGUUUUGCCCUUUUUUGCUGACAGGAAAUGGUGUUUUUUUUAUUGGACCCAGUUAUGGCUAUUAAAAAAAUGCAAUUUGUUAUGACUUGUGUUGAGUAAGGCAUACUUAGGGACAGACAAAACUAAUCUUCUCAAGUCAAAGACCUACCAGCAAGUAUAAUACAUGUAUUUUUGAAAGAAAGAGGGUGUUAAUGUGAUGAAAUUGGUGAGAACAAACUCAGCUGAUAAAAUAAACAUUUGAAUUUCCUAGGUAAUUUCCUAUUAAUCUCUGUUUCGUUUUUCUUCUAAAGUACAUGUAACCCAGUGGAACUAGUUCUUUUUUAUAGAAAGCUUUUGUAUUUUCUUUAUUGGAGACAGGAUAGUUACCCAUUUUACCCCUUUUUAUACACAAUUUCUAUCAGGUCUACCACUUUCAUUCUUCCAGCAUGGCUGAAUUUCCUUGGUAGCUGACUUAAAUCUCUGUUUUGUUUCUCUGCUGAAGUACAUGUAACCCAAUAGAAUUAUAGUUUCCUUUUCAUUCAAAGCUUUGUGUUUCGUUAUUAUAGAAAGGAUAGUUACCCAUUUUACCCAUUUUUCCCCUAUUUACAGGCAAAGUUAAUAUUCAGAAACAAAAACAAGAAUAACAAGUCAAACAUGUAAAUUGCAAAAGUACACUAGAAUUUUUAGCAAUGGCCACCACCCCACAAUGGUAACUUAUCUUUGUGUCCAAGGUGGCCUUUUAGAGGUUACAACAUUGAUUUUAUUUACAGACUCCAAAGCUAGAACGGUCUUGUAAUACUGUCAAUCCUCUAUUAAGUCCUGGGGGGGGAGUUCAGCACAUGAAGCUGGAGGUCAUGGGGCCAAAGACCAAAGUAAACCAUAACUGAUCAGUCCACGUUAAUUGUUUGUGAAGAAUAAGGAUGGAGGGAAGGGGGAUGGUGGGGACUUAAUAGAGAGGGGGGCUUAUUAACUUUUCUCCUCUGAAAAGGGGGGGGCUUAAUAAAGGAUUUACGGUACGAGUUUAUCAAGAAGACAAAUUGAAAUGGUUAUUCUUGAGUUUCUCAAGAAAAAAAUAAAAGGAAUGUUGAAGGAAAUUACCCUCUUUUUUGGCAUUCUGUUUUACACAUGUAGAAGUUGCAUUGUAGGUGAUGAUGUAAAAUUCUAAAAUAAUGUAACCAUGAUCGACUUAAUUCUUUUGUUCAGGUUUUUCGUGUGCCUUUAGAAGAACGACGUUACAAGCAACCAAAUGAAAAUGCUUUUGGAGAUGACCGUCAGCGUGAAAUUUGUCGUGACAUCAUGGCAAAGACUGGAGCUGCAAUUGAGAUCAGCUCUGGAAAGGAUCAAGGAUUGACGAUUAUGGUAACUGGAAAACCUGAAUUGUUGGCUAAAGCAAGGCGUAUGGUACUGACCCAGCUUCAAACCCAGGUAAUUUUACAAGACUACAGCCACUUACAUGUAGAAAAAUGCUUGAUAUGCUAUUGUAACUUAAAUCAUUUGAGCCAGGCUCAUGCACCUUUUUUCUGUUUUCAGAGUUUUAAGAAUUCCAAGAUUGUUUUGAAUACUUGCAAUGACAACUUUGAAGUGGGGCUAGAGUGGGGGGGGAUAUCUUGUUUUUAAGAUAAUGUUGUCCUCUGAGGUACACUGAAGUAAGAAAAGUAUGUGUACAUGUAUCUUUAUGACAAAUGGUGCAGCCAUUAUUUUUUGUCUGGUUGUACAUGUAGCUUUGGUUCUUCACUCAUGUGUUUGCGACUGGAGCUAUUAAAGCUUGCAAGUGUGCCAUCAAAUCCAUGAACAAGUCUCUAAUAGGAAUACUUGUAUCUUGGUCGUUAUAAUUGCCCAAUGUAAAAACUCAAUCUUUACAUGAAACCUAAAAACUGUAGGCAUGUAUCUUUCUCAAAACAUGAUUUCAUGAAGAGAGCAGGGUGAUAUGCAAGCUUAUCUAGUCAGCUAAAGACUCCCUUUUAAAGACAGCUAUAAGUGACUAGUUUGUGUAAUCAAGAGAAGAACCAAAUUAUUUACUCAACCUUUACUCAAUACUGAUACCCCUUACAUACGAUCACUUGGCUCUGUUUUUCCACCUUGCAUAUGUUGUAGUUAAUUUUUUAACUCAGAUAAUUUUUUUUCUUUUGUUUCAACUUCAUUAGCAGACAUUACCAUACCCCAAAAACAAAAGAAAAUCAAAAAUUACCUGGGGUAAAAACUUAACUACAACAUAUACUUUAGAGAGGCUGAUUGCGAUAUUUCUGUUUUGUGUUUAGGCCAAUGUUGAAAUUAGCAUUCCUCGCGAACACCACAAAUUUAUCCUUGGUAAAGGAGGCAAGACCCUGCAACAGUUGGAGCUACAAACUGCAACUAAGAUCACCAUGCCAAGAGACGGAUCAGACACCAUAAGGAUUGUUGGAACGAAGGAAGGUGUGGAUAGUGCAAGACAUGAAAUACAAGUCAUCUCUGAUGAACAGGUAUGGUUUUCUUUGGUUUUUAUUUGGCAUCUUACAUUACAUUGUAAUCAUUUCACCCCUGAAAUAAUACAGUAAUAGUAUAAUUAUCUCAAACCUACAUGUAGAUGUGUUCCGAAAUUUUUGUUGAAUUUUCAUAUUAUUGUGACUGAAAUAUGGGGUUAAAACCUCUGACUAAACUACUGAGACAGUUUCAUGACAGUUUUUCUUGCACCAUUUCUAUCCUACCUUUUCCUCUAAAAGAAAAAGUAAGCCCCGUCCUUUUCCCCUAUUCAAUGUUGUUUUGUUUUAUAAAUAACCAUCAUGUGUAAUUCUCCUGCUACCUGAAAUAAUUUUGGGUAAGGUGAUCAGGAAAAAUGGCCAUUCAUCUGGAAAUGGUUUCCAUCUUAGCCAUUUUUAGAGGAAAACAGAGAGAUUUUUGCUUUGUGCCUCAACAGGUUUUGUUCAAGGUUGUAGUAUGGUCAUCAAUAUUAUUAUUAAUCCUGGAAAAUCCUGUAAUGUACAAAAUCACCAGAAAAGUUCUUAAAGCAGAUAUCAUUUUAACACGUUUUUCAAACGACUGCUUACCUGUAUUUUGAAGUCACCAAAAGUACAAACAGGUCAUGAAGAGAGUUAAUUUUGUGUAUUUUAUUUACAGGCAAAACUGGCUUUUGAGCGGCUGAUGAUUGAACAUGUCUAUCACCCCUUUAUUUCUGGUGGAAAUGCAUCGAAGAUCUCGGAACAGACCGGAGCACGCAUCAACAUUCCUCCACCAUCAGCUCAGAAAAAUGAGAUCACCAUCGCAGGUGAGAAGGAAGGCGUGGCAAAGGCAAAGGAAAUGGUUUUGGCAAUUUAUGAAGAAAAGAAGCGCAAGACUACGACAGUGUCAAUCGAGGUGAAGAAAUCGCAGCACAAGUAUGUGAUUGGCCCCCGUGGUGGAACACUGCAAGAGAUUCUUACACUGACUGGUAAGGAAAAUCUAGGUAGAUCUACAUCUGUAACCCUGUGACUGUGAUAGUAUACACUAUAAAGUCUGCACACGUGGAAUCAGUGUCAUGUAGGGUUGUGUAGUGGCCCCCUGGGUCCCUAUGGUACUUUUGCUUGUGGGUGAGUAGAAAAUAUUAGUUUUUUCAUAGAAAUCCUAUGCCGGCACCCUGGAUUUCACCAGUUCAGGGCACUGUGCUCUGAGAAAAAUUGGUGCAAUCCCAGGACUGCUUUUGAUUUGAAUGGUCACGCCGUGUACGUAGGGUUUUGUCCCUGGUCUCAGAAGUUAGAAUUGCAGUGUAUGGUUCAGUUUAGGUGGUCUUAAUGUUUUUUUCAUUGUGUCAUUCUUUAUUCUUUAGGUGUUUCUGUGGAGAUGCCUCCUUUGGACAGUGACCUGGAAACCAUCACCCUGCGAGGUGAACCAGAUAAACUUGGACAAGCUUUGACUCAGGUUUAUGAGAAGGCCAGCAGUGUGGUAUCGGCUGAGGUUGAUGCUCCACGCUGGCUCCACAGGUUCAUCAUUGGCAGAAAAGGACAGAACAUACGGAAAAUAACCCAAGAUUUACCCAAGGUAUUCUUAGUUAAGUUUUUGUUUUCAUCGUUGUCUUUAGACAAACAAAAUUGAAGUGGCAACUUCUUGUCUGGCACUCAUAGCGUUACAAAAUUGUAUGCCUGUUGAGAUCUCGUGGUGAUAGAAUAAUAAGGCAGUUGAACUUCUUUACAAUAGCCACCCUAUGAACAAAGAUGAGUGGCCAUUGAUUAGAGGUGGGGGUUACAGAAAGUUUUAUUCAUUAUUCAAUCAUAACUUUAUUUAUUUCGGAUUGUAGAGUAGCAUAUAGUGCUAGUAUCUCCGAACUACAUAUUAUAGACAGGGUUGUCAUUAAGAUUUCAAGUUGCCAGGUAAAUACAACAAGUAGGAGGGGAAUCAAACGGCUAGGGAUCCCUUUUGGUUCUAUUUUUCUUCUAUUUUCCAAUAAAAGUAGCCGGGGGCCACUCUCUUAGUAGCCGGGGAAAAUCCCCGGCCCCCAGCUCUUAAUGACAACCCUGAUAGAAAAAAAACAACAACAAAACAAAACAAAACAAAAAAUGAAAUGAGAAGCACAACUCUUAAUAAAUGUAGUCUAUGAUAUUGCAUUUAAAAGUAGGAAGCGUUUCCAACAUUCUGAUGUUAUCAGUCAGGUUUUUCCAGGCAUGAGGAACAAAGUAUCUAAAUGAUCGCAAUCCAUAUAAUUAUAGGUGGUAGCCUUAACAUGCGGUAUUUCCAGCUUGUUAUAGCCUCUCAAAUUAUAGUCUGAUACAUGCUGCUCUUGAAUGUGAGUCCUAAGGUAAGGCGGGGUGUACCUUGACUCCAAUGUUUUGGAUAAUGGACAGAAUGAUUUGAAAAUGCGAUAAUAGUGAAGAUAUGUCAACAAAGUCAAACAGAGUGCUUAGAACAGUAAUGUUCCGUAAAAACGACGUCAGCAAGCUACUGCAAGUACAUGUACAUGUACGUCAGUUUGUGCAUCAUUCACUUUUAGAUUACCAUUUUGGAGAAAUUAUUUUGGCAGGGGGGCAGUGUGUUGUAGAUGUGAUGUAAUCUGGAUUAUAAAGUUUGCAAAGCAAUGCGCAAUUCUUGCUCUGGACCCCCUUCAAACUCAAGGAAUUACUGGAAGCGCAUUUUGAAUUUCCCUUUAACCUGAUUGGCCAAUCAAACCGUGGCUUGUAUAAGCAGGUCAAUCAUUAGGCAUACUCAAUUCCUGGUACUCAGCUGGGUAUCUAGAGCAAGGCCGUUGUAAAGAGGUGCCCAUUUGCAGAGGUUUGACUGUAUUAAGUAAUCAGUUCACUUGAUUUCAGGUUCAUGUUGAAUUCAGUGAUGAAAAGGACAGCGUCUCCCUAGAAGGGCCACCACAAGAAGUUGAAAAGGCACAGGAGUCUCUUGAGACAUUCAUUAGAGAACUGGUAAGAAGAUCAAGACACAUAUAGCUUUUAUAUCCAUUUGGUACAAUCGGCGACAAAGGUGUUGGGACAGUAUACUCAAAUAGGGUAACUUGAGGGAACAGAAGCAUCCACACCCCUCCCCUUGUCCCCUCCAUUCAAAGUUGGGGUGUUUUUUGUUUUCUAUAGGUAACUUGAACAGCGGCACUACAUUGAAUGUAGGGGACGGGGGGAGGAAAAGCUAUAUUUCCCCUUUUUGAUGUCAGUAAAACAUAAAAAAAAAUCACGUUGUUGCCAAUAAUAUUGUAGGUGACAAGUUAGUGCAAUGUGUGUUACACUGUAGGAAAAACUUGCUUCAUGUGCCCUGGAGAAUAUUAUAAAAUUUAUAUCUCUGACAGAAUUUUGUCGCUGCGAGGGGGUGCACAAAUUCAAAGUUUACUGACGUUAAAGUUUGUACUUUUUUGUUCGCUGCUAAUGCAUAAUAUGUCCUUGUUUUCCCUUGGUAGAAGGCAUCAAUGGACUAUGCAGAAAUCUCUGUAGAUCAUAAAUAUCACCCUCACAUCAUAGGCAAGAAUGGAGCAAAUGGUAGGUGUGAUAUUUCCUCCUUACCUAAUACCUUGCUUCUUCAUGCUCCCUUAUGCAUAAGGCCUCCACAUGUCUUUGCCAACCUGCUACAGGGGAACCUCAAUGUAACGAACCCUCUACGUUUGGGUCAGAGACUGUUGUGAGUGUUUUGUUUACAAAUACAGGCACACGCUUACUGUAUAAUGAAUGAGAAAUUUUCAAUACUGCACAAAGCAGAGCUUGGGAAAAUCUCAAAGUGGAAGCCAUUUGAACACGGCACAGUUUUUAUGCGUUAAUUGUCGUUAAUACAUUCCGUCGCUUUGAUGUCGCUGGUUAAUGGUAAAUCAUGUGACCAAUGUUAACUAAUGAGGCAUGCAGAUUUUAGACAGUGAAUGAAGAUUGUUUAUUAAAUGUAUAACAACAGAGUCCUCGUUAUAAUGAAUGAUUUUGUUUACCCAAGUAAUGGUGAAAGACAUGGAAAAAAAAAUCCUGGACAUACAAUGUAGUGAAACCUCAUUAUAGCACACAAAUUAAUUUUUCUUGCCAUUCUCUUGGCCCUUUGUUAUAUCAAGCUUCCACUGUAUCUUGAAAAGUUUUUCUUGGUUUACUAAUGAUAUAUUUUUCAAAGGGAUGGUACAUAUUCCAUCAUCCAACCCUCGGCAGUUGUGUAGAAGCUGCUUGUAAGGUCUCUCCUGAUUGGUUACAGAAAAUGAUGACGUGUCAUUCUUUCAAUUGUUUUAGUAUUGUUUGGGGUCAGGGUUAGGCUGCAUUGGUGACUUCUCUUCUGAGCAGCUGCUACAUGACCCACCCUCAGCCCGGAGGGCCAGGCAUUGUAAGUUGUGUGGCCUUUCACCCAAAACCUGCCGAGCAGGGUUGAACCCACCAGGGACCAACGUCCAGACUGUUAUGGCUUCCAGGGUCAUCAGGGCACACAAACCUACCCAUCAUGUUAAGGGACAACACUUAGGAAGGAGGUGUAAAUAUUUCAUCUUACCUUCUUUUGUAAAUGUUGCCUCCUUCCUGAAAUCAAAUUGUCAGAAUUGAUUUAGGAUUUACAGUGGUAUUUACCGUGUUUUAUGUUUAGUUUAGGAGUGUUUUCUUUUUUUGCCAGUGAACCGCAUUAAGACUGAAACUGGAACAUCCAUUUUGAUCCCAUCCAACAAUGAACACAGCAACAUCCUAAGGAUUGAAGGCUCACCAAAGGGUGUGGCUCUCGCCAAGGAAGAGAUUUUGCAGAUGGUCAAGAAACUGGUGAGCAAAACAAGCCCUCAGGUCUUCUUGCUUUUGCAUGUGGCACCUAAUUUGCUAUUAUCCUCCUUUUGAAUUGCCUUUUCUUGUGCCGGUGAAUGAAAGAGAGACUUCUGAUAUCAAUAGUCACUAAGGGUCUUUUCCCACCCACCCCUUAGCUCAGUCUCCAGUGGUUGCUGCAUGACUGCUGCCUGACCCCUCUCCUAAACCAACAUUUUGCCCUGAGUGAGAAGUAAGUGUUAAUGUUGGCCUAGGGAAGGGGUAGGUAGGCAGUUUCCCAGUUAAUGCACAAUGAUCCCAAAAAGUUCCUAUUUAUGUUCAUGAGGAAAUGGGACUAUAGGGGAGAGGGGGGUGGGGGAUGGCUGAUGGGUGAUGAGGAUGGUCAUUUUCCUGUCUUGUCUUUUUUUGUUGUUUCUACUAACAUAUCCUAGGCUCACAUUGAUAAUAACUGGCAAAAAUUUUUUCCUUUUAAGAUUGCCAUUACCCCUCCAAGUUUUCAUCGUGGUUCACAGACAGUUUUAGAAUUGCAAUUGUUCUUAUUGCAUGUCUUGUGCAUAAAUCAAGACAACUAUCAAGAAUGUGGCCAUUUUCUUUGUUACAAAAAGUUGUGUCAUCUUCAUACAUGCCUCAUUUUUACAUUAAGACCCUUUGAUAUCAUAUACGCUCUCUGUUGCAUCAAAACUCUCCAGAUAGCCUGCAAGCAAGCUCUCUGGGGUGCUCUGGUGGUGGGGCGGGAAAAGGAAGAAGAGCUUGCAACUAUAUACGUCGAUCUGGAAUUUGAAUAUCUGCAUGGAAAAAGUCAAUGCGAAAUGCUGAUUGGAAGAGAUGUCAUUAGUAAUGGCAUCAUUACUCUUGGCACGUGUUUUUCAAUGUUUGUUCACGUUCACGCUCGUUUCCGAUUCACACUGAUUAGCAGAAAUCUGAGAGCUCAGUCGACUGGGAGCCACAGGAGAAUUGGACGUGGAUUCAAAUUCCACAGAUGCAGUUGCAAGCUCUCCUUCCUUUCGCCACCGUGCCGCCAGAGUACCCCAGAGAGCUUGGUCAUAGGCUAAUCUCCAGAACACUUUUUUAAUCUUUGAUUACAACUACACUGUGGAAAUAAAUAAUAAUGAUUAUUAGGAAAAUAAGUUUCUCUGAAUGUAGUGGGAGAAUUGGGUUACAAUCUUCCUGAAACUGUACUAUAUCUUCAUGAUCUCAUAACAGGAAAAUGAAAAGACUAAAGACGUGAUUAUUGAGCAGAGAUUCCAUCGUACCAUUAUUGGAGCAAAGGGAGAGAAAAUCCGUGAGAUUCGUGACAAGUAUCCGGCAGUACAGAUCUCUUUUCCUGAUGCUGGUAAGAAGAGUGAUGUGGUGAACCUGCGUGGACCAAGAGAGGGUGUGGACAGUGUUUACACCUUCCUCAAGAAGCUAAAUGCUGAACUGGUAAGGCGUGUUGGCACCUUACAUCCAUUUGAGGAUGUAGGGUCAAGGCUGUGCUCUAAGGAAAAUUGAAGGGAGCCCUGUGCUCUGAAACUGUAAAAUCUGGGGUGCCCAGCACAUGAUUUGUAUGAAAAAAGUAAGAUUUUCUUGUCACCCAAGAGCAAAAGUUGGGCGCCAGGAGCUAGUUUUCUCUGCUUGAGUUCAGCCCUGAGGGUACACUAGUAGAUUAACGUUGUUCUUGGAAGAACUGAAAAUCAAAGACAAAAUUUGAGAUUAACAGCCUUCUUUCUAUUCUACUAAGGAUACUAAGGAUGUAAAAGUUAGAACUGUAGCCUUUCCUUUUCAUAGCAUGUUGUAGUAUUAGUUGAAGUUUUUCCGUCUUAAUUUUAAAACACAAGAUUCUGUAAAUCUGCAUUCUGACAACAAUAAUAAUUGUUUGUUGAAAAUCUGACAGGUAAAUGAGCAGAAUGGAACUGUUUUUUUUCCCCCAAAAUUCCAGACAGAGUGUAGUUGUUAGUAGUCUAACAAUCUUUCAUUCCACAGAUCGCUGCCAAUUUCCGUGUGGAAGUACCAAUCUUCAAGCAGUUUCACAAGAAUGUUAUUGGUAGAGGAGGUACAACCAUCAAAAAGGUAACAAUGUUUUUAUACAUGUUUGAGACAACAGGUUUACAUUACGUAUUAAUUUUAUUGCGAUCCAUGUAGUUGUAAACAAAAAGUCAAUAAUUAUUAUUUUGUUGCUUUGCUUGGUCGAAGGGUGCUUUAGACAAACACCACUGUUACUUUAGCCCUGUCUUUAUCAAAAUUCUCUUGUUUUAACAGAUUCGUGAGGAAACUGACACCAAGAUCGAAUUGCCAUCAGAGGGAAGCGACAGUGAUGUGAUUGUCAUCACUGGGCAUAAGGCGCAGGUUGAAGCAGCUCGAGAUCGCAUUACUGCAAUUCAAAAUGAACUGGUAAGACUGUGGCAGUCUUUCAUUUCUAGGCCCAGAUAUUUGUACGCAUUUACACUGGAACAGUUACACGUCCUAGAAAAGUUACAAAGAAAAUAAUGGCAACUGUGAAGACAUAGACAAAGACAUAGUUUUUCUACCCACAAAAAACUCAAGAGUCAUAACUUGUUAAAACGCUCUCAUGGAGAAGAAUGUUUGGUCAUUAUAUUACAAAAAAAGAAAUAUACUGUAAGUUAAAAGGGAGCACUUGAAAUAUAUACAAAUAAAGGAAAAAUUAUUUGCGUUUAAAAAAUUACACUGACACAUUGAGAGAUGUAACUAAAUUAUACGAAGUACAACAAUAAUUAAAAAUUAUUUUCAUAUUUACAAUUCACAAUGGGCAGAAAGGGCAUGUAGAACAAAGAAAAUGAGCUGAUAAAAACAGCUCAAAACAAUUUUUAUGGAUAAAAAAUUGCGUGAAACUAAUAAUUUAGGUGUAAAAAUGGUGAAAGGUAAGCGACAAGUAAAGAGGAAACUUGAUCACGUGGUAAGAAUUCACGUUUGCCGUUCGACGUAAACGUGAUGUUUAACCUCUCUUUAGACUCCACUGGGUCUGUUACAGAAGGGUGCUGUGAAGUACGUAACUUAACGCGUUCAAAAUAGGAUCUAAAAUCUGGUGCUUUUCAAAUCUGAUGUCAAUGGCGUAUUUGUUGCAGGCAAAUGUUACCCAAGUUGAUGUAAACAUCCCCCACAAACAUCACAACGCCUUAAUUGGUGCCAAGGGCAGGCUCAUCCGUUCCAUCAUGGAUGAGUGUGGUGGCGUCAGUAUCAAGUUUCCACCCGAAGGCACUAACAGCGACAAAGUUCUGAUUCGUGGACCAAAGGAUGAUGUGGAGAAAGCCAAGAAGCAGCUGCUGCAGCUUCUGACUGAAAAGGUAAUUUAUUCUAAGACUUGCCACGCCAGUGGCAACAACAACAACAAAAUUUUAACACCGUUGCAAUUGCUUAGUGCUUAAAAGAAGUCUUAUAGGCACUUACAUUUAACGGUUUUAGCCCUCUAAAGAACCUCAUGCAAAGAACCAAAAGUUUUGAAGCAUUUAAAUGCAAGGAGUUGAGUGUCAGUGGUGCAUGGUAUGCCAGCUUGCGCAUUAUUUUCUUGUAGCUCACUACAUGUUUCUCGUGAUUCAGUGAAGUGUGGUGUUCUUCGUGCAGCGUUUUUCCUACCACGAGUUUUCUUGCAGCCAGUUUUUUGCUCCACCACUGAUAUUUUCCUAUUGUGGAGGCUUACGACAGGGUUGCACCAGCCGUGUGGGUUUUAUUCCCUGGUUUGCCAAAAGGGAGAAAUGAAAAAAAAAAAUUAAAAGCAAAGCAGAGGCAAAGAAAUAAAGUAAAUGAAGAUUUAUGAUAAGAGGAUGACUCUAUGAUAUUGGGGUGACUGUGAUAAUUACGUAAUGUUUUUAUUUAAUGCCACAGGAAACCAACAGUUUCACAGCUGAGAUUCGUGCAAAACCCCAGCAUCAUCGUUUCUUGAUUGGCCGCGGAGGAGCGAACAUCAGAAAGGUGCGCGAGAACACUGGGGCGAGGAUUGUGUUCCCCACCCAAAGUGACGAAGACAAGGAACUUAUUACAAUCAUAGGAAAGAAGGAAGGAGUCGAAGCGGCCAAGCAAGAGCUCAUGAAAUCCAUUAAAGACCUGGUAUGGAAAGGCAUCUAUUAAAGUUUUGAAAUCAGAAAGCUUAAAUACUUUGCUGGUCAUUUAGUGCUCCUAGUCCACCCUGCUAGCCGAAGUUUCUUUUCGGCGUGGUUUUUCACGUCGACAAAGUCGUUCGCGCCGCAUAAGACUUAACUUUCUGAAUGAACUUAUCAUGAAAGAUGAAGUUAGACUUGUAGGACAAAGCUAAUGUUGUUUACUAAAGAUAUAUCUUAGGUGGCGACCGCGGAGAUCACUGAUUUUCGAAAAUCCGUUUUUUACCCAGAACAUUCUGUGUAAUGUUCUGACAAGAAAGUUGGCGAAAAACGCGUUUCUAAUAACACACAAUACGUGUUAAAGAAAGCGGCGUGGUCUAAUGUCUGUAAAAACUGGCUUCAUCUCUUUCUCAUUUCACUAUUGUUUGCUUUACUUAGGACAAUAUUGUUGAAGGUGAGGUACAUGUUGAUCCCAAACACCACAAGUAUUUUGUCGCCAAACGCGGUGAAAAGCUGCGAGACAUCGCUGAAGAAUUUGGCGGAGUCGUGGUCAGCUUCCCUAGGAAUGGAGUAAACUCUGAUCGCGUUGUAUUAAAAGGAGCCAAAGAAUGCAUUGAAGGUGCAAAGAAACGGAUCUUGGAUGUCGUGGCCGAGCUUGACUCCAUGAUCACCAUUGACUGCGUCAUCCCACAGAAGUAUCACCGCAACAUCAUGGGAGCCAAAGGAGUCAACGUGCAGAAAGUGACAUCACAGUACAAUGUACAGAUCAAGUUCCCUGACCGAGAAACGGGCAAGGGCCAGGGAAUGGUGAACGGAAAUUCGUCACCUGUAGAGGUGAAUGGCGGUGAACCGGGCUCUCCACCAGCAAGUCCUCGCAAGUGUGAUACUAUCACCAUUGUUGGUUCUAAGGAUAACGCUGAAGCGGCCAAGCAAGCCUUGUUGGUAGGUCCACUCAGGUUUAGCCCUCUAAACCCUAAGAUCAAAAUUUAAACUCUCAUUUGUUGCCCCUAUCUAUUUCCUAUGGAAGAAUUGGGGAGAAGUUAAUUAGGUCUGAAGCUAAUUCCCCUUGUGUGAUCGCGUCCUAAAUCCUCGUGACCACCCUGUUUUACAAAGCAUUGACAGGCGAAGAGUCGCGCUUGGGGAGCGAGUUUUCCCUUUAAUCCCUGGCGUGUUAGCCUUUGCCGCUCGCAAUAAAUUUACUGCGUGGUUUGCUGGCCCACAGUACAAGCGAGAGUUUAUUUCCUUUCCCUGGGCUUGCCUUGAAGCAUAGUGCUCGCUGCUUACACAUAACGUUGUUUUUCUCUAGGAACUGGUACCCAUCACCGAGGCUAUUACUAUACCGUUUGAUUAUCAUCGCUUCAUCAUCGGUGCCAAGGGAGCUAAUGUGCGCCACAUGAUGGAUGAGUAUGACGUCAGUAUUACUAUACCCCCCUCUAGGGAUGAGUCUGAUCAGGUCACCAUCGUGGGAACACGCCCCAAGGUCAACAGGGCUAUUGAGGCCCUUCAGGAGAAAGUGGCUGAGAUUGAGGCAGAAAAUGAGGACCGGGUAGGUUACUUAACGUCUUGAAUUUCAUUCACAGAUUAAAUGUGAGAAUCACCUUGUGCAGCUCAACAAACAGUACCAUUAGAAAGCAUUUUCUCGGUAGCUUCAUCCACAAACUUUAAACAUUUUCCGUAAGAUCGUUAAGAUCGAGCCGUCACCCCGAGAUGGCCAUCUUCAAGCUAGACUCAGGCAAGAUGGCCGCCUGUAGCGCUCGUUCUCGACGAUCUUACGGAGAAAUAUGGGACUGCGAACUGUCUAUUCAUUAAGAAGCACCUCACACUGCUGAGGUUGAAAACUUGUUUUCUCCACUACUACACUCUCGCUUAAAUCCGUAGUAGAAGGAAAACGGCCAUCGCGUUUUCCCGCCAAAAAAAUGAGCUUAAGCAACAACGACGGCGACUUCUACGAAAACGUCACUUAAAAAGUGAUGUCGCGUUGCUUCAAACUUUGUCGCGCUUAUUCCACCUCGUUCAAUUCGUUAAAUGUUGGCAUUUUUAUCUUGAGUUGAAUUCUAAAAUGCUGUAUGGAAGGUCAGGAAAGUAAAAAGAAAAUUGUUGUCUAUUGUUCACGUCCUCAAGAUGUGAAAUUAGACAUUUUCACGUCGUAGCCGUGCAGUAACGGCAAAGAAAUGUCCAAAAAAGCGUGAUGCACGUGCAAAGUUGUUGUUUUGCCAAUCUAAACCAAUUGCUUUUUUGCCGUUCUCGUUAACGUCGCCGUCGCGUUGCUCAAGCUCCCUUAUGACGCUGGUUCAGGCGCGCGCACUACUUGGUAAUUGAAAAAAUCUCGUCCUCAUUGUCGACCUCGUCUAAGAAUCUAAAGGUCUUUAGUACGUAGUCUGAGUCAAUUUUGUCUGUUUUUUAGCAACUGCGUAGUUUCAAGUUGGAAGUGACCGUGGCUAGCUCUUAUCACCCCAAGAUAAUUGGUCGAAAAGGGCAAGUCAUCCAGAAAAUCCGCGCGGAUCAUGCGGUUCAGAUCCAGUUUCCUCCUGUUGACACGACCGAAUCCGACGCUGAUAAGAUAGUGCUGACUGGGUACGAACACAACUGUGAGGCUGCCAAGGAAGCCAUCUUGAAGAUUGUUAAGGAUCUGGUGCGUAUCAGUGCAGUUUUAAUUAUUAUUCUUUCUUUCAUGCCACUAAAACUUGAGUUACUUGCCAUUAACACAAAAUCAUGUGCAUUGAAAGAAAACUAUUCAAUUUGACGUUGUAGGAGAGCGACCUGUUACAUGUAUGUAAAGUAUUUUUUAAUUAGCUGAACAGACCAAAAAGAGUAGAAAAAUAUUAUCACUUAAAAUCAAAGCCCAUAAUUAUUUUCUGAAGCUUCUCAAAUUGAACUGCGGGAUCCAUCUGAUUUUCUAACGGGAAGUUCCGGUUUUCCCAUGACGGUAAAUGGAAAAUACCCCUUGUCUCCGUUCCCUCGAUUUUGUAGACGAAUUGGGGAGGGUCGACAGGCUUUAGCGGAGGUAACUUUAGAAAACAACCGACAUUUCUCGACGCAAAAUGACGUCUUAAGAAACGAGCUCAGAAAUUCCAUACUGAUGACGCGUCACUACCCAGAUCUGGGUAGUGCUUUUGAUUGGUCGUGCCGCUCUUGAAAUUUACUUUAACCAAUCAGAAGCACUACCCAGAUCUGGGUAGUGUCGCGUCAUCAGUAUGGAAUUUCUGCACUCGUUUCUCAGAAGUCAUUUCGCGGGCAAACCAGUGGUGGCGUCGCGAAAUGUCAGCUGUUUUUUCAGGCUACACUAGCCCCUUAAGUGCCAAUAGUGACCAAAAACAAUUUUCUCCGAAUAAUAUCCAUACAUUGUCAAGAGAUAAAGUUAUGAGAAUUAAUAAAAUGAUCACCAAACGGGAAAAAUGCCAUGAUCUUUUAUCAAAUUCUCUCAAGUAAUUCUUAAGAUAGACUGUUCACAGUCCUCUAUUUUUCCGUAAGAUCGUCGAGAUCGAGCGCUUUGCGUUACGGGCUGCCAUCUUAGAUGAGUGUCAAAACUACUUAGAAGCUAUAAUCCCCGACACCACGCCCCCCCCUCGGUACAUUUGAAAAUCAAGAUGUAGCCGUGACGGUAAGACGCGGUAUAUCUAAACGAUCUCACGAAAAAAUAGGGGACUGUGGACAGUGUAUUCUUAAGAAAAUCUAUGGAGAUCAGUUUGGAGAAUUUGCAUGUGGAUAUUGGGGCUUAAAGGGCUAGAAGAGAUUUCGGUUUUGUGAAGGUUCCAGAACGUUGGUUCCGAAUUCCAUUUCUCUGACAAAUGCGGUUUAUUGCAGGAGGACCAAGUCAGCGUACCAGUGCCCAUCGAUCCGCGCGUGCACCGUCGCUUGAUUGGAAUGAAGGGACGCGCAAUCCGCAAAUUCAUGGACACCUACAAAGUAGACAUCCGGUUCCCGUCACUGAACACUUCAGAUCCUGUCGUCAUUUCCGGUCAAGCUGAUAAUGUGGAAGAAGCAAGAGAUCAGCUUCUGUUAUUGGAAGAAGAAUAUGUAAGAAUUAAAUUAUUCAAUAUAAUAAUUACUUGUUUAACCCUUUCUUUCGUUGUUGUGGCCAAUUUAAACGUUUUUAUUAAAAUCAUAACAAAUAUAUAGAAUCGUGUAAAAGGUCUGCCGAAGAGAUUUCAUUUGAAUAGUUACAUCGUAGGAUUUCGUCUACAGACUCGAAUUUCAGAGCUGCGUACUAUAUAAAUAGUACCACGGGGAAGUACUGCUGAAGAGGUUUCAUUUGAAUGGAAACACCAUAGGAUUUCAUCCACAGACUCAAAAGAUAGAACUACAUGCUAAAUAGAUAGUAAGUACCAUGGGAAAGUACCGCUGAAGAGGUUUCAUUCGACUGGUAACAGUAGGAUUUCAUCCACAGACUUAAACGUCAGAACAGCGUACUAAAUAAAUAGUACCAUGUGGAUGUGCUAAAGAGGUUUCACUUUAAUGAUCACACCAUGCGAAUUCGUCCGCAAAUUUUAAAGAUAGAGUGAAAAAUAAUCUGGCCAUAAACUGGUCUCGAAAUGUAAGGGUAAAAAUCAAUACAACAGACUGUUUUCAAAUCAACCUCUAGAGGGGAGUGAAAGAGAAGGGGGGAAGGGGGAGGCAUGUGGUCAGGGAACGUUCUUUUGCUUCCUUUCACCCCUCCCUUCGGACCGAUAGCUUGCCCGCAGGCAAGAGCGGUAGAUUAAGUUUCAGUUACGAGAGUAAUAAAAGGAAAGAAACAAAACCUCUAAAGUUUGGAGCAACAGGUUAUCCGUGCUUUCUGAUAAAGUUACUCUUAUCAUACCGAAGUAGUGUAGUCACGUAACCCUUGAACUCCCUAGAAAGACCAACAUCAUUGUUCUCCGGACAAUUUUGAUGUAAAAUGCUUUGAUCUUUUAUCAAAUUCUCUUCACUUAUUCUUUAAGCAAGUGUAUGAAGAUCAGUGUGGAGAAUUUGUUUGUUGAUAUUGGGUCAUAGGGUUGACGACCUUUCAACACUCGACAACCUUCUUCGCUGUUUCUUGUAAUGUGUAAAUCACACUUUGUCCUUUUCUUUUGUCUUUCAGAUGCAAGAUGUUCGUGACGAGAUCGAAGAGCACGAUCUAGUGAGUCACUACAUGAAUCCGCCUAGCCGGCAGAGUAACCAGGUCGGCUUCGUUGUCCGGGACGCGCCUUGGGACAACGUCCAAAAGUCAGACGGGUUCAAGAAACAGCAACAGCAGCAGCAGGCACCUCCAAGUAAAGAGCAGCCGCUCCCCCCUGACACCAGCAACAUCGGAGAGUUCCCUUGCAUCGGCUCCGCUUCUGCAGCGCCACGCCCCACCGCUUGGGGACCUGCGCGGCGCUAG